This is a messenger RNA of Labeo rohita (rohu), 3577 nucleotides long. RefSeq names its product WD repeat domain 47b (gene wdr47b). The record is from RefSeq and is a predicted model, not a curated record. Gene Ontology annotation, molecular function: protein binding. The transcript is spliced from 14 exons. Bases 178 to 2805 code for a protein of 875 amino acids. Lineage: Eukaryota; Metazoa; Chordata; Actinopteri; Cypriniformes; Cyprinidae.
GCUGCUGAUGGAGACAGUGAGACAGGCGGAAGGUGGGUGGGGACAUACAAGCCAUUGUCGGGAUAAACGCACCUCACGCUCGGGCGACUGAACGCUGAGCUCACGCUAAUCCGCCCUGGAGAAGACAGAGUAAACAACUCGGGUUUGGCCGAAGCUUGAUUUUAGGAAUCUGACACCAUGACUGCAGAGGAGAUUAUAAACAUUAAAGAAGCCGAGAUAAUCAAGCUGAUCCUGGACUUUCUGAACUCCAGAAAGCUCCACAUCAGUAUGCUGGCCCUGGAAAAAGAGAGUGGCAUCAUUAAUGGGCUUUAUUCAGAUGAUAUGCUCUUCCUGAGGCAACUUAUAUUAGAUGGGCAAUGGGAGGAAGUUUUGCAGUUCAUUCAGCCUUUGGAGUGCCUGGAUAAAUUUGACAGAAAGAAGUUUCGAUAUAUCAUCCUAAAACAGAAGUUUCUGGAAGCUCUGUGUGUAAACAACGCUAUAUCUGCGGCGGAUGACCAUGAGAAUCUGGAGCUGACCAUGCAAGACGCUGUAAAGUCCCUUCAUUCCCUGGAAGAGUUCUGCCCAACCAAAGAAGACUACAGCAAACUCUGCCUGCUCCUCACGCUCCCGCGCCUCACCAACCACACCGAAUUCAAAGACUGGAACCCCAGCACAGCCCGCGUGCACUGCUUCGAAGAAGCCUGCACCAUGGUGGCCGAAUUCAUCCCCGCCGACCGCAAACUGAGCGAAGCCGGAUUCAAAGCCAGCAGUGACCGUCUGUUCCAGCUCCUCAUCAAAGGGAUACUCUACGAAUGCUGCGUCGAGUUCUGCCAGAGCAAAGCCACCGGUGAAGAAAUCAGCGAGGAGGAGGUUCUCCUAGCCGUCGACGUCCUCUGUGGAAACGGUUGCGAGGAACUAGACUUGAGUUUGCUGUCUUGGCUGCAAAACCUCUCGCCGUCGGUCUUCGCUUGCGCUUUUGAGCAGAAGACCCUCAGCAUCCACGUAGACCGGCUCGUCAAACCGGUCCGGACGGGUCACGCGGAUCUUCUCACACCUCUGCUCACCAAACUCUCACCCUGCCCAGCGUCGCCUCUACGGCGCCCCCAGUCGGCGGAUACUUACAUGUCCCGCUCUCUCAAUCCCGCCCUGGACGGACUGUCCCACGGCUUGGUGGGACGGGAAAAGAAAAGCACAGAAGGUGACGGGAAAGCAACGGCCAUGUCACAGUCGUUCGCCAACUUUGGGUAUCCUUCAGGUGGAAAUGGAAGCAAAAACCCACUGGACAGCAGCGGCUUCAGUGAUUCGCCUGACAGAGCACAAGCGCAGGAUGAGAGAAUGAACGGCUCAGGAGGAACAAACUCGCUGCGUCCUCCACUGACUCCUGGCAGAGACGGUGGAGCCACGGGUUCAGCUGAAAAAUCUGAGGAGCAGCUUCAGGAGUUCCAGCGUCAGCGGUUGCGGGUGCAACAGCAUCUUGAGCAGAAGCAGCAGCAGAGGCAGCUCUACCACCAGAUGCUGCUGGAGGGUGGAGUUCAUCCCCCAGAGCAGCCCACAGACACAGCGCAGCACAAUCUCACACAGAAGUUCCUGAACAGGUCCAUUCAGAAACUGGAAGAACUGAACGUGGGAAUGGAAGACCUGGGGGAAGACGUCCAGGCUUUGGCCCAGCAGUGUAAUGGUACGCCAGCGAGCGGUGCCGGUAAACAGACCCCAGACACCGGCCCAGGCCGGAACAAGACCGCGGUGAUCAGCAGCACCCCUCAAAAGGGAGGAGGCCGAGGCGUCCCUUCUCUGGACGAGUCCCCAGUGCUGGUCAACCAGAGUGUGUUUCAGGACGAGAGACCCAAAUCCCCAUUCGUUGCAGUGCAGACGCUGGAGGACACGCAGGCUGUGCGUGCAGUCGCCUUCCACCCGUCCGGGGCGCUCUACGCAAUCGGCUCCAACUCCAAAACACUACGUGUCUGCACUUACCCACAAUCCCUCAAAACCAGCGCUCAAGGUCCAGUAAAGCAGCCUGAGAUCUGUUUCAAGCGCAUUAAGCACCAUAAAGGCUCUAUUUACUGUGUGGCCUGGAGUCCCUGCGGACAGCUUCUCGCCACGGGCUCCAAUGACAAAUACGUCAAAGUUCUUCCUUUCAAUGCGGACACCUGCAACGCCACAGGUCCAGAUCUGGAGUUCAGCAUGCAUGAUGGCACCAUCAGAGAUUUGGCGUUUAUGGAAGGUCCUGAGAGCGGAGGAGCAAUUCUGAUUAGCGCUGGGGCUGGAGACUGUAACAUCUACACCACUGACUGCCAGAGAGGACAGGGGCUGCACGCGCUUAGCGGACACACGGGACACAUCCUGUCUCUGUACACGUGGGGCGGGUGGAUGAUCGCCUCUGGUUCUCAGGAUAAGACGGUGAGGUUUUGGGACCUGCGUGUGCCCAGCUGUGUGAAGGUGGUUGGGACGGCCCUGCAUGGAACAGGAAGUGCUGUGGCUUCGGUGGCAGUAGAUCCCAGUGGGCGGCUCAUGGCCACCGGAUUGGAAGACUGUCGCUGCAUGCUUUAUGACAUCAGAGGAGGUCGAACCGUCCAGGCUUAUCGGCCGCACACCAGUGACGUACGAUCUGUGCGCUUUUCUCCUGGCGCCCACUAUCUGCUCACCGGCUCCUACGACAACAAGGUCAUGAUCACUGAUCUUCAAGGGGAUCUCACUAAAACGCUGCCGGUCACUGUGGUGGCUGAACACGGAGAUAAAGUGAUCCAGUGCCGUUGGCACACCAAAGACCUGUCCUUCCUGUCCUCCUCAGCCGAUAAGACGGUCACACUAUGGGCGUACCAGCCUUAACCACAGCAGAAGCCAUACGGAAGAGCACAGAAAACACUGAUCCUCCUGCACUCAGAAGGACAGAAUAGAGUGAAAGAGUGUGUCAGUGCGUGUUUGUUUGUAUUUCUAUGUAACCAGUACACUCACAUGAGAAAACUGAGACAGUUCUAGUCACGUCUACAUCUGGAAUUGCAUGUCAAACAGCUUUAUACUCAAAUGUAUUGCAGUUCAGAAAAAAAAGAUCAACUAAUGACGUUUCUUCACUUACAAACAAUGUCAUUGCUUCUACAUUUUGCUAUUUCAAGUGAACGAAACGGUCCUGAAAAUGUGAGCUGAAUUGUGCCUUGAAGUGAUGUUUUCUGUAGUUACACUUAUUCAACUGAAUGUCUUGUAAAUAUGAGCUUUUGUAUAGGCUUCAAAGCAAACUCGAGGCAUUAGAUCAUUGUAUAGCACAUUGCACUACGGACGUCACUCAUCCAGCAGUUGUUUAUGCCGCAUGAAUAUUCAUGUCCUUCUUUAAAUAAAUGUAAAUGAAGCAACACUCUGUAAAUACUGAGGAUAAAUGUUUUGUGGAAGUCGUCCUCCUCAGUGUUGAAAUGGUUUCAUGCAUUUUUAGGAAUGCUUUUACUUUAAAUGAUCAUUUCCUAAUAUGCAUAAUAUGCAUCACUUUUGCACAUUCAUUCAGCACCUUUUUGUAUCGAUAAAGAGAGCAGCUAAACGACUCUCAAUCACCUGAUGUACAAAGUAUUAGUAAUUUAUUUGAACAUGGAAAUAAACUGUUUUGAAACGAUGA